This is a messenger RNA of Zea mays, 1640 nucleotides long. RefSeq lists its product as uncharacterized. Lineage: Eukaryota; Viridiplantae; Streptophyta; Magnoliopsida; Poales; Poaceae. The transcript has 4 exons. The coding region runs from base 122 to 1435 and encodes 437 amino acids. The record is from RefSeq and is a predicted model, not a curated record.
UUCAGCGCAUGCUGCACGCACCAGCCACCAGGUAUUUUAAGGGGUCACACUUGCUUGUUUCAUGUACUAGCACAAGAAGAAACCGUACCACUUCAUCAGGCCAAAUCGCCAGCAAUCCACCAUGGCUAAACCAGAGGGGCCAACCAUUGGCGUGAAGCUGUUCGUGGACAAAGAGAAGAAGAAGGUGCUCUUUGCUGAGUCCGACAAGGAGUUCGUCGAUGUGCUCUUCAGCUUCCUCACCAUGCCGCUCGGCACCAUCGUCCGCCUGCUGGACAAGCAGUCUCAGAUGGGGUGUCUCGACCAGCUGUACAAGAGCGUGGAGGACCUCAACUUGGAGUACUUCCAAACCAGUGCUUGCAAGGCGAUGCUUCUGAAACCGCUCAACGCGGCUUCCGGCCACUGCUGCCGCCUCAAGAUCAACGUUGAUGGAAGCUUUCCAAGGGUGGUCUAUGUCUGCAAGGACACGUCGUGCAGCGCACUCAGCGACAACGCGUUUAGUUCGUUCCCUGGCACGGUCUGCAAAUGUGGUAAGGUCAUGGAGUUCGUUGGGCGGUGCCCAAAAUACGAUGGUGACACUGAAACCGCCGCCGCCGCUUGUUCAGAGGAUGGAGUUUUUGUGAUAGGUUGCUUGAAGUUUAUCGUCACCGAUGAUCUCCAGGUUGCGCCAGCAUCUACCUCUCUUAUGAUGUCUUUCUUCGAGAAAUUUGGUGUGCUUGAUCCAGCUGUCCUAGAGCAGCAGGUUCUGCAGUUCAGUUCUGAAAAGAUAAAAUGCUUGUUGAAGAGAUUGUUGACGUCCAAGCAACCUCUCACUGAUCAUUAUUUCGAAGCUCUUGUUCCACAAGAUGAUGCAAGCCUAGAAGCGCUUGUUCAGAACUUACAUCCUAAACAAGAAAACGAGGACCAGGAAAUGCCAGGAAACCAGAAGAUCAGGGUUCUUCAGACGAAGGACAACUCUGCCCUGCUGUAUGAUGAAGUUGGUGUCGAUUUUGUGGACUCUCUCUUCGGCUUAUUAAGCAUUCCACUGGGAUCGGCAAUUAAGUUAUAUUGCCAGUGCUCGGCAAAAGGCUGCCUCGGUAAUGCUUACAGGAGCAUAGAUGGUAGUGUCAAAGAAUUCGUCAGAGAGGAGUGCCAGAGUCUCCUUCUGGACCCAAAGAGUCUAUGGUUUUCAGGUUGUAACCGUUCUCACGAGUUCGCUUAUUCUUUGCGAUGCAAUGAAGUUUUUUGCGCGAAUAAGGUGAAGUCCAUUAAACUUUGUGAGGCGAACCCAAAACGACAAAACGGCGGAAGCGGGCAGACGAAUUUUGUGGUGAAAGAAAUCAAACUAAAGGUUAUGGAGCUACAGAGGGCUGUCCUUGUGCUGAGUCGCAAUAUACUCAGCUCUGUGCUUCUGCAUCCUAAGAAGACCAAGAAGCUGCACCAUUACCGUCGCAUGUAAUAGUCGUCGUUGUUGCUUUACUCUAUAAUUAGCCCCAAUAAUAACAAUCUAUGUCUGUGUUUUCCUGCUGAAUUUGUAAGUUAUCAUUUUGGCCACUGGUACUUGGUAACUACUAUAACAGUUCGAGCAUAUAAUAAACUAGUGCAUCAGGCGCGCCCAUGCGCGCGUACCAAGCAGCUGUCAAUUAUUUUUUAUAUUUAGUUUU